GCACCCGCCUCCGCCCCGGCGCCCCCCCCGCCCGCUCCUUGGCCGGACUCCCGGCAUGCCCCGCGCCGGGGGGGUCCUUCCCAGACUACCCCACGGCCGGGACCCCCCCCCCCCUCCCCACAUGCCCCCCCCGGUGGCGGUUCCCCCCCCCCCGCCGGACGCCUGGCUCUCGGUCCUGCCCCUCCGGACGCCUGGGAGCCCCUGGGGGACCCCGACACCCCCGCGUCGCCCCCCCCGGGGGGCCCUGACACCCCCGCGGCCCCAGCCCCGGGGGGGGGGGUCCCGGAGGGUCCUUUUCGCCGACGCUUUGGGGCUCCCCCUCACCCGCCUGCGGCAAUACAGGCCCUGGGACCCCCGGGGGCGGGGGGGAGUCCCGGGGGGGGGAAGCGGGGGUUUUGGGGGGCCCUGCCAGGGUGGGGAGGAGGGCGAGGGGGGGGAGCAGCCCCCCGUGAGCUGGAUGAGGCCUGGGAAGGGCAGGCUGCAGGAGGCGGAGGACGUGCAGCCCCUACCCCCUGACUGCAGCGUGGAGCCUGACCCUUCCCCAACGCCCCCUGCAGAUGUGGAGCAGCCCCCGGCACAGGGCUCCGAGGAGGAGGCUGUGGCGCGGGAGCUGGAGCAGCUCUACCUCUCCCACCUCCGCCGGCUGCGGGGGGAGCCUGACGACAACGGGGCCCCUCCCCCCAGAAACGGGGGUCUCCCUUUCCCCGAACGAGCCCCCAACACCUCGUUAGCUAAUGAGAUGGCACUGCGUUACGAGGCGGGGGUGGGUCGCCACAGCCCCCCGGUUUUAUUAGGGGGGGGAGGGCCAGUGGAGGGGGCAUUGGUGGUGCCGGCAAGGCCCCCCCGGGGAAGGGGUUUGGGGGGGGCCCUGAGGGGCUGUGGGGUGGUGUUGGCCUUGGCCGUGCUGGUACCAGUGGCUUGGGGGGAUGGGGGGGGGCCCACCGCUGCCCUGGCCUUGGGGCUCUACCUGGCAUUGGCCUGGCUGACAUGAGGGGACCCCCCCUCAGAUUUUCACCCCUGAAGGCAUGGGACACCCCUAAAUCGGUCAAGGGGGGGGGGGGGGGGAAGCUGAGUUGCAGCAUGGGCCUAUUGAACUGCACCCCCAAAUUGCCCCCCCCCCGGCCCCGGGUGGGUGUGUUGGCCAUUUUGUGGGACACCCCACCAAUUUCUGUGCACACACCCCUCCUCACAGGUUUUGGGGUGCCCCUCUGUACAUACAGCCAUAGAAAGA
Falco peregrinus (peregrine falcon) is the source of this 1231-nucleotide messenger RNA. Its product is annotated as proline-rich protein 2-like. NCBI's taxonomy places the organism in Eukaryota, Metazoa, Chordata, Aves, Falconiformes, Falconidae. The coding region runs from base 56 to 991 and encodes 311 amino acids. The transcript is spliced from 4 exons. The record is from RefSeq and is a predicted model, not a curated record.